AUGACUUUUAGCUUACGAUUAAAACGAGAAGCCUCUGUUGGAGGACUAGCUGGCGUAAGUCCCGCUAUAAGAGGUGUUGGAAUGUGGCAGGAUAUGGACCCUGGACCACUGAUUGGAGGAGAAGCUGGCAUAAGUCCCGCUAUAACAGGUGCUAAUGGAAUGCGGUAUGGAAUGGAAAACCCUGGACCAUUGAUUGGAGGAGAAGCUGGCAUAAGUCCAGUAAUCACGGGAAAUGUCGGAAAAAGGUCGCUUGCAGACUGA
Messenger RNA from Strongylus vulgaris, 261 nucleotides. NCBI's taxonomy places the organism in Eukaryota, Metazoa, Nematoda, Chromadorea, Rhabditida, Strongylidae. The record is from the annotation of a GenBank genome assembly.